Brassica oleracea var. oleracea is the source of this 1029-nucleotide messenger RNA. Its product is annotated as axial regulator YABBY 3. The record is from RefSeq and is a predicted model, not a curated record. The transcript has 8 exons. Bases 5 to 817 code for a protein of 270 amino acids. Gene Ontology annotation, biological process: polarity specification of adaxial/abaxial axis; abaxial cell fate specification; cell fate commitment. Gene Ontology annotation, cellular component: nucleus. Lineage: Eukaryota; Viridiplantae; Streptophyta; Magnoliopsida; Brassicales; Brassicaceae.
UCACAUGUUGCCAAAUUGUUUAGGUACAGUGUCUCUUCAUGUUUACAUAAAUAGAAUUAAAUCUCUCUCUCCACCACAUCUUCCUCUAUAUUCUCCACCGUUCUUUCCUUUCUCUCUCUGGAAUUCAACUUCUGGAGAACUACUUAACAUAUAUAAGGAAAAGCAAAAGGAGUCUAUGUCGAGCAUGUCGAUGUCGUCCUCCUCAGCUCCAGCUUAUCCACCGGACCACAUCUCAUCUUCAGACCAGCUCUGUUACGUCCAUUGCAGCUUUUGCGACACUGUCCUAGCUGUAAGUGUUCCUCCAAGUAGUUUGUUCAAGACCGUGACGGUGAGAUGCGGCCACUGCUCAAAUCUUUUGUCGGUGACUGUGAACAUGAGAGCUCUUCUUCUUCCCUCCGUUUCAAACAUUGGCCAUCCGUUUUUACCUUCUCCUCCUCCUCCCCCUCCUCCUAGUCUCUUGGAGGAGAUGCGAAACGGAGGGCAGAAUAUAAACAUGAACAUGAUGAUGAGCCAUCACGCAGCAGCUCACCACUCCAACGAGUCUUUCGUCAUGGCCACUCGUAACGGAAGUGUCGAUCUGCAGGAAAUGCCUCGCCCACCACCAGCCAAUAGACCAGCCCCAGAGAAGCGACAAAGAGUACCAUCUGCUUACAACCGAUUCAUCAAAGAGGAGAUCCAACGUAUAAAGGCAGGCAACCCUGAUAUCAGCCACAGAGAGGCCUUCAGUGCAGCUGCCAAAAAUUGGGCUCAUUUUCCUCACAUUCACUUUGGUCUCAUGCCUGAUCAUCCUCCUACCAAGAAGGCUAACGUGCGCUAGCAGGAAGGAGAGGAAGCGAUGAUGGGAAGAGAAGGCUUCUACGGCUCAGCUGCAAAUGUUGGUGUGACCCAUAACUAGCUAUAGCUUCUUCUUUUUUCUUAAUUAAGGUUUCUUCAUGUUCUCAAUUAAGAACUUUUAAUAUCAUAAUGUGGUUAAUUUCAGCUCAAAACUUUAACUGAUUAUUAUGAUUAUGAUGACAUUGAUAAUCUCGA